This is a messenger RNA of Brugia malayi, 1611 nucleotides long. It is a transcript of the gene Bma-cct-4, whose product is annotated as T-complex protein 1, delta subunit, putative. Lineage: Eukaryota; Metazoa; Nematoda; Chromadorea; Rhabditida; Onchocercidae. Gene Ontology annotation, biological process: protein folding. The transcript is spliced from 14 exons. The coding region runs from base 1 to 1611 and encodes 536 amino acids. Gene Ontology annotation, molecular function: ATP hydrolysis activity; ATP-dependent protein folding chaperone; ATP binding. Gene Ontology annotation, cellular component: chaperonin-containing T-complex. The record is from RefSeq and is a predicted model, not a curated record.
AUGGCAAAAGCAAUGGUGCUCCAAUCACAUACAUCUGAAAAAAUUCCACCACUUACUUUUAAGGACAAGGAUAAGCCGGAUAGCGUACGAAGCAGUAAUAUUAUUGCGGCAAAGGCUGUUGCUGACGCAAUUAGAACAAGUCUAGGACCUAAAGGGAUGGAUAAGAUGAUUGAAACGGGAAAAGGUGAGGUAACAAUCACAAAUGAUGGCGCAACGAUUCUAAAACAAAUGAGUGUUAUACAUCCUGCAGCAAAAAUGCUCGUCGAACUAUCGAAAGCUCAGGAUAUUGAAGCUGGUGAUGGAACUACAACUGUAGUUGUUAUUGCUGGCGCACUGCUUGAUGGGGCAGAGAAAUUGUUAAACAAAGGAAUCCAUCCCACUACGAUUUCGGAGAGUUUCCAACGUGCUUCAGUACUGGCUGAAAAAAUCUUGGAAUCAAUGGCUUCACCUGUCGAUCUCGACAACGAUGAUCAACUGGCAAAAAUUGCCACAACUAGUUUGAAUUCUAAAGUUGUAUCUCAACACUCAUGGUUGCUUGCACCUAUGGCAGUGAAUGCUGUUAAAAAAAUUGUCAGUGCCGAUGAUAAUAAUGUUGAUUUACGAAUGAUUAAAAUCGUGAAGAAAGUGGGCGAAACUGUUGAAGAAUCUCGUUUGGUAGAUGGCGCACUUAUUGAUCAGCGUUCCAUGGGACGUGGUGGUCCAACUCGUGUUGAAAAAGCUCAGAUUGGAUUAAUUCAGUUCCAGCUUAGUCCACCGAAAACUGAUAUGGAAAAUCAAGUGAUCUUGUCCGAUUACACUCAAAUGGAUCGAGCUUUAAAGGAAGAGCGGACAUACUUGCUUGAUCUAUGUAAGCAAAUUAAAAAAGCAGGAUGUAAUGUUUUGCUUAUACAGAAAAGCAUUCUCAGAGAUGCGGUAAAUGAGAUGUCCUUACAUUUUUUGGCGAAAAUGAAGAUAAUGGUAGUGAAAGAUAUCGAAAGAGAAGAUAUCGAGUUUUACUCGCGCAUUUUGGGUUGUCGUCCCAUUGCAUCAAUCGAUCAUUUUGUACCCGAAGCACUAGGUUCUGCAGACCUUGUUGAACAGAUUUCGACAGGAGGAGAUGGAAAAAUUAUUCAAGUGACUGGUGUGCAAAACCCGGGUCAAGCAGUUUCAGUUUUGAUUCGUGGUUCUAACAAAUUAGUAUUGGAAGAAGCAGAACGAUCAAUUCAUGAUGCGCUUUGCGUUAUACGAUGUUUGGUAAAGAAGAGAGCUCUUCUUCCUGGCGGUGGCGCACCUGAAAUGGAGGUGGCAGUGCAGCUGCGCCAGUUAGCACAGGAAAGAUCUGGUGCUGAGCAAUACUGUUGGAAAGCUUUUGCGGAUGCUCUGGAGCAGGUUCCGUAUACAUUGGCCGAAAAUGCUGGUUUGAAUCCGAUAGCGACGGUUACUGAGUUACGCGCUCAGCAUGCAAAUGGUAAAAAGAAUCACGGAGUAAAUGUUCGCAAGGGUUAUGUUACUGAUAUCAGAGAAGAAAAUGUGUUGCAACCGCUUCUGGUAUCAUCUUCGGCAAUCAAGCAAGCUGCUGAAUGUGUUCGCUCUAUUCUUAAAAUUGAUGAUAUCGUGGUUGCUGUUCGCUAA